This is a messenger RNA of Sceloporus undulatus (fence lizard), 868 nucleotides long. It is a transcript of the gene SNRPC, whose product is annotated as small nuclear ribonucleoprotein polypeptide C. Gene Ontology annotation, biological process: spliceosomal snRNP assembly; mRNA splicing, via spliceosome; mRNA 5'-splice site recognition. The record is from RefSeq and is a predicted model, not a curated record. Lineage: Eukaryota; Metazoa; Chordata; Lepidosauria; Squamata; Phrynosomatidae. Bases 221 to 652 code for a protein of 143 amino acids. Gene Ontology annotation, cellular component: nucleus; U1 snRNP. The transcript has 7 exons. Gene Ontology annotation, molecular function: zinc ion binding; pre-mRNA 5'-splice site binding.
CUGUGGAGGCGCGCGAGCCAGGAGGGCUGUGCUGCUGGUGCCCAACAUGCCGAAGUUUUAUUGUGAUUACUGUGAUACUUACCUCACCCACGACUCUACAAUAUAAAGAGAGGCUGAUAUGGAACUGGGUGAUGAAUCUGGAUAAUUUGAGACCAGCUCUCCCCAAUGCAGUGCUCUUGUUGGACUGCAACUUCCAUCUACUCAUAGCAUCUCAGCAGCCAUGCCAUCUGUGAGAAAAACCCAUUGCAGUGGUAGAAAACAUAAAGAAAAUGUGAAAGACUACUAUCAGAAAUGGAUGGAAGAACAAGCACAGAGCCUGAUUGAUAAAACAACUGCUGCAUUUCAACAAGGAAAAAUCCCACCCACUCCAUUCUCUGCCCCACCUCCAGGGGGAGCUAUGAUACCCCCACCACCCAAUAUCCCUGGUCCUCCACGGCCUGGAAUGAUGCCAGCACCCCAUAUGGGGGGACCUCCAAUGAUGCCAAUGAUGGGCCCACCUCCCCCAGGAAUGAUGCCAGUUGGACCUGCUCCAGGAAUGAGACCGCCCAUGGGAGGACAUAUGCCAAUGAUGCCAGGUCCACCGAUGAUGAGACCUCCAACCAGACCCAUGAUGGUGCCAACGAGACCAGGAAUGGCUCGUCCGGACAGAUAAAGUGGAAGUGGACUUGCACUGAUUUGAUGUAUGCCUUUUUGUGACAGGCAACCGUGGGAAUUAUAUUGGCUAAAACAAGAAGCAACCUGUUGUUUUUCAGUCUCAACCUUAAAUUGGGGAGGGGCAAGAAGAGGCAUGUUGGACUAAUGCUUUGUAGUAUUUCUCAAACACAUUUUUCUUGUGCUUUGUUAGAAUAAAAUAUUGAUCCUUGUUAGA